Molecule: messenger RNA, 1950 nt
Organism: Ophidiomyces ophidiicola
Lineage: Eukaryota; Fungi; Ascomycota; Eurotiomycetes; Onygenales; Onygenaceae
Exons: 2
Coding region: 1-1950 (649 amino acids)
Biological process (GO): vesicle-mediated transport
Cellular component (GO): endocytic vesicle; cytosol
Molecular function (GO): guanyl-nucleotide exchange factor activity; small GTPase binding
Source: RefSeq, a predicted model, not a curated record
AUGAAUCCUGAGUCUAUUAUCUCACCUUCCAGUCAACCCACCGUUGGUACAGAGCCAGACGUCUUUGAGAAGCAGGAUGAGAUUAACAUGGAAAACGAUGACCCAGAGGACCCUUCAGGAUCGAAUCAUGGAGGCGUUUUGGAAGACCUUCCAAUCGAAAUGAUUAGCUUGACUGACAGAUUUGUUGAGUCCUUAAGUGCCAAAGUCUACGAUACUCCUCCUUCGAUAGACAAAUUAUCAGACAUUUUUCAGGAGUUCUAUGUUCGUGCUUCUUCGCAUGUUGAAACCCAUAUUUUCAUCUUAGCCUCGCGUCUUCGUCGUGAUGCUUCUCCGUCUCCCAACCCAAGCAAUUCGGCUACUUCAAAACCUCUUUCAGAGCAACAAAUGCUCACCGCGACCGAGGUUGUUGAGAGACGCCGCGCAAGGAAAUUACUGCAGUAUAAACGUCAAGCCUUAGAAGAAGCUAUAGAAAAGAGGGCCUGUGAAUCUAUUUACGACAAAAUAUGGCGCCACAAAACCACUCUCGACGAGGUUAGGGACGAAAAAUUACGCUCUAAAACUGCCGCAUUAGCUGUGAUGGGCUUUGGCCUCAAAGAUCUCGGAGUUGAAGUCAAUACUAGCAAGGAGGAUAUUGUAGCUUCAGAACAUUGGCUUGAAAAUGCAAGAAGCAGUUUAAUGAAAAUGAAUACUACAAAAUGCCCUCAUGAUAAAAUCCAACUUCUUACUACAGCACACAAGGCCAUUGUCGACAGCCUCACAGAAGUCCUACCCGCCUCUUCGUCCGCGGAUGAAAUCCUUCCCACCCUCAUAUACGCUCUUGUCACAUCUCCUCCAGAGGGUAUCAAUAUAAUCAGCAACCUGUUGUUCAUUCAACGUUUCCGUGCCGCCAGCAGGAUUGAUGGAGAGGCUGCAUAUUGCCUGACAAAUCUAGAGGCGGCGAUUAGUUUCUUGGAGAACGUCGACUUGACGAAUACAGAUGAACUUGGACAAGGCGUUCCAAGUCCGAUCGUUUCAAAAGUGUCCAGCUGUUUCACAGAUCCUCUGCAGACAAAGAGCAAUAGCCAAUCAUCUAAUGUGGACGGUUUAUCAAAGCAGAAUAAUCUUUCCCCGAUAUCCAGAAUACAUACACCACAACAAGAACCUCUAGCAGGAUCUCCCCAACAUCGCCUUAGCAGCAUUUUUCAACCUCCAGCCAAGGCACUAGGCGCAGCAAACGAUUUAGUACGCAAUACCGCUGAUCAAGGAAUGAAAAACAUCAGUAACACACUUGAUAACAGUUUUAAAUUCUUAUUUGGCCGACUAAAAGAGGUCCAACUGAAGCAAGGUGAAGGAGCCAAAGACCUUACUGCUAUUGUACCAAAGACCCUCGAUGAUGCUCGCCGAUUGGUGAAUUCUCCCACUGAUUUUCAUGAUACCGUUUCCGGUGACGACACAGCCGAAAAAGGCGAUAGAAUCGUUGGUGCCUCUAACUCUGCAAGGCCUAAACUGGAUGACAGGUUGGCUAGUUUAGUAGCCGGGCGGAAGCCCUCUAGUGAUCGUAUAGUGAAACACGCUCUCGGACCUAGAGCAGAAAUAGUCGAUUCAACCCCUGAUACAUCCACCCCAGCUUCCCUGAAUCCGCAAGGGAAUAAUAAUUCUACUUUUGGAUCUAUGCGGAGUUUUGGAAAUACCCUGAACCCUUUAAAUCACAUCCCUGGAGUGAUACGUGGCCUAAGUCGGAGCUCCACUGAACCAAAUCAAGUCAUACCCAGCGAACAGGCCCUGCCAAUUUCUGCCAGGGAGCUUGGCUCUGUUGCUAACGUAAGCCCUCCAAUACAGAGAUUCUUGGAGUUGGAACAUUCAUCCCAGCUCAAAAUUGGGGAUAUUCCUGAGCUUCUUGAAGAUUACAAAAGGCUAGCAUCGAUUUUUAACUCCGCCCGUUUUACCAAUGCCAGUGCAUCCAAAAACUGA